Molecule: messenger RNA, 2495 nt
Organism: Camelus dromedarius (Arabian camel)
Lineage: Eukaryota; Metazoa; Chordata; Mammalia; Artiodactyla; Camelidae
Gene: SIX2
Product: SIX homeobox 2
Exons: 2
Coding region: 56-940 (294 amino acids)
Biological process (GO): regulation of transcription by RNA polymerase II; kidney development
Cellular component (GO): nucleus; transcription regulator complex
Molecular function (GO): DNA-binding transcription factor activity, RNA polymerase II-specific; RNA polymerase II cis-regulatory region sequence-specific DNA binding
Source: RefSeq, a predicted model, not a curated record
GGACCGCGCGGCGCGGUGAGGGCGCGCGCGGGCGGGCGGGGGCUCAGCCGGCACCAUGUCCAUGCUGCCUACCUUCGGCUUCACGCAGGAGCAAGUGGCUUGCGUGUGUGAGGUGCUGCAGCAGGGCGGCAACAUCGAGCGGCUGGGCCGCUUCCUGUGGUCGCUGCCCGCCUGCGAGCACCUCCACAAGAAUGAAAGCGUGCUCAAAGCCAAGGCGGUGGUGGCUUUCCACCGCGGCAACUUCCGCGAGCUCUACAAGAUCCUGGAGAGCCAUCAGUUCUCGCCGCACAACCACGCCAAACUGCAGCAGCUGUGGCUCAAAGCGCACUACAUCGAGGCGGAGAAGCUGCGCGGCCGGCCCCUGGGCGCGGUGGGCAAGUACCGCGUGCGCCGCAAGUUUCCGCUGCCGCGCUCCAUCUGGGACGGCGAGGAGACCAGCUACUGCUUCAAGGAAAAAAGCCGCAGCGUGCUGCGCGAGUGGUAUGCGCACAACCCCUACCCCUCACCCCGCGAGAAGCGCGAGCUGGCGGAGGCCACGGGCCUCACCACCACGCAGGUCAGCAACUGGUUCAAGAAUCGGCGGCAGCGCGACCGGGCAGCCGAGGCCAAGGAAAGGGAGAAUAGCGAGAACUCCAACAGCCACAAUCCGCUGGCUGCAUCGCUGAACGGCAGCGGCAAGUCGGUGCUAGGCAGCUCGGAGGACGAGAAGACGCCGUCGGGGACGCCAGACCACUCGUCGUCCAGCCCCGCGCUGCUGCUCAGCCCGCCGCCGCCACCCGGGCUGCCGUCCCUGCACAGCCUGGGCCACCCUCCGGGCCCCAGCGCCGUGCCAGUGCCCGUGCCGGGCGGAGGCGGCGUGGACCCACUGCAGCACCACCACGGCCUGCAGGACUCCAUCCUCAACCCCAUGUCGGCCAACCUCGUGGACCUGGGCUCCUAGAGCCCCGCCUGCUUCGACGUGCUCGCCUUCCGGGCUUGGCGCUUGGGGACCCGAGAGAGAGACCGUGUCCGGAGGGCGCCCCGCGCCGGCGGCCCCACCAGGUACUGAAAAAGCCGCGCGCUAAGCGGGCGGAACAGCCGGCCCGGGCAGGGCAGAUGGCUCUCUGGUUUGGUCUUUGUUCGGGAUUUAUUUUCAACAACUUGCUUUGGAGAUCCUUUGGAGGUCCGGGCCAGGGUCUUGAACCAGGGAAGGGAAUAAAUUAUACACCAUCCUCCUACUCUCUCUCCCAGCCUUCUCUUCUGUCUUCUCUCUCUUCCCUUGCCUUCCUGGCGCUCUCUUCCUCUUCUCUCUUCUCCUUUCCCCCUUUUCACCGUCUGUUUCCCUCUAUGCUUAUGGCUUGCCACCUCUCGGUAGGCUUCUAUUACUCUUAGUUUUUCUGUUUCUCCUCCCCUCCAGCCUCCUUCACCUUUCUGCCUGUACCCCUCCGUUUUUCUCCCCGGUCCUGGCCGUCUAUUUGCCCUCCCCCAUUCCUCCUCGCUAUCCUGGGGUGGGAGGGGGAGGGGGAAGAGCAAAGGAAAGACAGGGACUUUGAACCUAGGCGGUCCCCUGAGGCCCUCUCCCGGGGGUCUGCGGGGGCGGCAGAUGUCAGCUUUGUGCCUAGUAACAUCAGUGAAAGAGAAGGAGCGGCAGCGCGGAAGCCCCCGACCGCCCCCUUGCCGUUGACCCCUCUCCCUCCGUGAGGCCCUGCCACCGGCUCUCCUCUUCCUCCCGGGACUGUGGCCACCGUGCUCCCCGUAGAGCGUGCCUCGGAGCCGCGGACUUGCCGUCUCCCUGUUAUGCCCUCAUGUGAAUGUUCUUCGGAAAAUAUUUCUGCUUUUAUUUUAUAAUAAAAUUAGAAAUCAUAAAUACAUAUACAUGGUUAUAUACCAUGAGGCCCGCGAGCCGGGAGUGCAGCUGUGUCUGAUUUCCCUACAGGGACUUGACACCCCGGGUGGACUGUUCUGGGCAGCGAUGCCCCAUGAGUCCCGGAAAGCGGGAGACGCCUUCCCACAUACGCAACGUGUAUCAAUCCCAAGGUGAAGGGACUGAAUACUCCAAAACCUCCUGCCCCCAAACUCCCUUGUCUCUUUUCUUGUCCUGGAAGCUCCCUGUAGAAGCAGGGAGGGGGUUUCCUCUUCUUGGGGACUCUUCUCCCCCCACAAGCAGAGCAGUGCCCUCACCACCUCUUCCUUAACCUGGGGAUGAGGGUAGGAAAUGAGAGGCUGUGUACAGAACGUGGGUGCAUGUAUUUGGAGAUGCCAAGGCUGGGGAACAAAUCGGAAGUUUCCUGAAGGGCGGACUCCUUAGCCAUUGUUGCAAUCCCCAGAACCAGGCGUGAUGCACUAGGCAGAUUUCACGGGCCCCAAGGACAGCCACUGAUCCCACUGUGAAUCCCGGGUCGUGCGUGUGGCCAUGGAGCAGAGGCCUCCACGCUCAGAAAUCUAUUGGUUUGGAAUGAAGGGGCUUGGGAAGGAGGAAAGUCCAGGAGACUUGGGGAGCAGGGCACUCAGGCACG